AUGGAGAUGGUGAUGGUGUUGGAUAAGAAGAUCUUGAUGGUGAUGGUGAUGUUGAUGGUGAUCGUGGUGGUGCUAGAUAAGGCGAUAGCGAUGGUGUUGGUGAUGAUGAGGGUGAUGGUGAUGGUGAUGGUGGUGUUGAUGGUAAUGAUGAUCUUGAUGGUGAUGGUGUUGGAUGAGAUGAUAGUGAUGGUGGUGAUGAUAUUUAUGGUGGUAGUGAUCGCGAGUUUGAUGAUUAUGGUGUUGGAUAAGCUGAUAGUGAUGGUGAUGGUGAUGAUGAUGAUGAUGAUGAUGAUGGCUGUGGAUAAGGUUAUGGUGAUGAUGAUGGUGAUGGUGAUGGUGAUGUUGAUGGUGAUAGUGAUGCUGCUGGACAAGUUGAUAGUCAUGGUGGCGUGA
Symsagittifera roscoffensis is the source of this 393-nucleotide messenger RNA. RefSeq lists its product as uncharacterized. Lineage: Eukaryota; Metazoa; Xenacoelomorpha; Acoela; Convolutidae. Bases 1 to 393 code for a protein of 130 amino acids. The transcript has a single exon. The record is from RefSeq and is a predicted model, not a curated record.